AGCUGACAGGCUGACAGCUGUCGAUUCAAGAAUCAAGAAUAAAGCAUUGUUUUAUAUUGAGGUUAACGAAUUUUAGUAAAAUUAUAUGAUUUAAGAACUACAUAGUUUUCAGUUUAUAAAUUCAGUUAGGUUUCUUUUUCAAUAUUUAAAGCAUUUCAUGUAAUUAUCUCAAUAAUAUGGCGUUGGCUUAUGGUAUACAUUUAGGAAAUAUUUCCGGGUGUUUAGCGGCCUUCAAUAAUGGCACCUCUUCUGUUCUUGCUAAUGAUGCUGGAGAUAGAGUUACACCAGCAAUUGUAGCUCUUAAUGGUUCAGAAUGGGAGGUAGGAUUACCGGCGAUAUCAGGACAGGCAUCUUCAAAAUCGAUCAUCAAACAUAACAAAAGGCUUAUGAACUGUGAUUGGGUUGAAGAAGAUUUAACGUUUGUUGAAUCUUCAUCGUCAUGUCGUAUACAAAAUGAGGACAAGUUAGUCUAUGAAUUUGAAACAAGUGAAACUAAAUUAUUUUCCAACCCAGAUAAUAUAGCAACAAAGAUAUAUGCAAAACUUUUUACAAUCGCUAGUCAUUCCGUAAAAGAUGAAGGAGAUUUGAAAUUAGUGCUUGCUGCCCCACUACACUGGUCUCAGGCCAGCCGAGAAAGAUUGACGAAAUGCGCAGAAUUAGCAGGUUUUGAUGUCUUACAAGUUAUAAGCGAACCAGCUGCUGCACUCUUAGCUUACAAUAUUGAAGAGAGCCCUGAAGAUGUGAAUGUGCUUGUUUAUAGACUGGGGGGUUCUACAUGUGCAGCAUCAGUCAUCAAAGUAUCAGGAGGUUUCAUUAGUAUAGAGAAAAAUAUAUUUAGAUCAGAUCUCGGUGGACAAAGUUUGACAAAAGACUUGGCAGACUAUAUAGCUCAAGAAUUUAGACAAAAAUGGAAAUUGGACCCACAGGAAAGCCGUAGAGCCAUGGCAAAACUAUUAACUCAUGCUGACAAUUGCAAGCAUGUGCUCUCUACAUUAAAUUCAGCACAUGUUUUCAUUGAGUCAUUGGUAGAAGGUGUUGAUUGUAGCCAGAAUGUUACAAGGGCUAGAUUUGAGAAUAUAUUAUCCUCAAAGAUAUCUGCAUAUAUUGAGCCAGUACAAAAGGUUAUAGAGAGUUUUGACGGAACAAUAAGUAAAAUUGUAUUAUGCGGUGGAAGUAUGAAGAUUCCCAAGCUUCAGUCUGCAAUCGCCAAUUUGUUGCCAAAUGCUGAGGUUUUAUCUGGUAUCAACCCUGAUGAAGUAAUAGCUGUGGGCUGUGCAAAGCAUGCUGGCAUUAUAUUGGACUUUCCAAAUUCAUCGCUAACUGACGUCAAUACUGAGGUAGAAUUUUUGGGAAAAGACAUAUAUCUUAAAUAUUUAAAUCAAACUGUUAAAUUAUUUAAAGAAGGCACAGCACCAUUUACUCAAUAUUCAUGUGAUAUAGAUUCAAGUAAUGAUGUAAAAAAUAUGAGUUUUACACUACACGCUGAUCCUGAUGGUGAGGAAUUUGCAAGGGAAGAAUUUAAUAUAGAAAAUUUAAAUAAGCCUUUUAAAUUGAAGGCUUCAUUACGAGAAUCAAAACUCAUGUUACAAGUUGAAUAAUUUUUGUAUUUAAAAUAAAUUUACUUGUAAAAAAACUA
Molecule: messenger RNA, 1636 nt
Organism: Colias croceus (clouded yellow)
Lineage: Eukaryota; Metazoa; Arthropoda; Insecta; Lepidoptera; Pieridae
Gene: Hsp70-14
Product: heat shock 70 kDa protein 14-like
Exons: 1
Coding region: 177-1598 (473 amino acids)
Biological process (GO): protein refolding; cellular response to unfolded protein
Cellular component (GO): cytoplasm; ribosome
Molecular function (GO): heat shock protein binding; ATP-dependent protein folding chaperone; ATP hydrolysis activity
Source: RefSeq, a predicted model, not a curated record